AUGAUUGUACGCAGUCAAGACGAAAACAUUAAUUUAAGUGAGGCUGUAGAACUCGCACAACAAGAAGAAAGAGCAACCAUGUCAAUGAGAGAAAAGGAUCAAAAGUCAAGGGAAAUAAGCGGGCAGAAUUAUCAAAGAGACCAACCAAAGCAGAUGAAGUGUUACAAUUAUGGUAAAGCGGGGCAAAUAUCCAAGCACUGCAACAGAAAUACCAAAGUAAGAUGGAUGCAGACACCCAGCAGGGCAGAAGAAGCACGGAAAUUUCAGAAUUAUUGUUACCAUUAUGACGAACCAGGGCAUGCAGAAGCGAAAUGUAAUAGAACUAUUAUAUGCGAAAAAUGCCAAAGGCGUGGGCAUAGGGAGAAAGACUGUCGAACUCCUAAAUGUUAUCGGUGUAAUAAAUAUGGGCAUUUAGCAUCACAGUGUAGAGAGAAAAUAGAAAAGUUCCGAGGAAAAGGGACGGGAAACGAAACAGGUGGUAUGGGCAGCAGUCAUGCAUAG
Messenger RNA from Schistocerca americana (American grasshopper), 501 nucleotides. Its product is annotated as CCHC-type zinc finger nucleic acid binding protein-like. The transcript has a single exon. The record is from RefSeq and is a predicted model, not a curated record. Gene Ontology annotation, molecular function: zinc ion binding; nucleic acid binding. The coding region runs from base 1 to 501 and encodes 166 amino acids. NCBI's taxonomy places the organism in Eukaryota, Metazoa, Arthropoda, Insecta, Orthoptera, Acrididae.